Molecule: messenger RNA, 993 nt
Organism: Ochotona curzoniae (black-lipped pika)
Lineage: Eukaryota; Metazoa; Chordata; Mammalia; Lagomorpha; Ochotonidae
Gene: SPMIP1
Product: ATP6V1F neighbor
Exons: 2
Coding region: 295-825 (176 amino acids)
Source: RefSeq, a predicted model, not a curated record
GCUCCCCACGUGGGCAGAAAAGGGGCCUGGCCCCAGGGAAACAUGCAGAAAGCACAAAUUUGAAAGUUGAAGGCCUUUAAUAUCAGAUCCAGCCUGGGGCCUGCAGGUCUGUCCAGCAUCAGGACCACAGCCACUGGGACCUGAGGCACGUGAGGCGUGUGUGGGCACAGCAGGUGGAACCCUGGCCUUGUGUGAGGUGAGGCUUGGUUGCUAGGUGACUCCCAGGGCAGGCAGCCACCUGCUGCCUGCAGGCCUGUGCUCACCAGUUCACCCUCCUCCCCCUCACUCGCCGCCAUGGCUCGGCAGCUCAACAUGGACACGCUGCGGCAGGACUUUUGGAAGGAGGAUUACCUGAGGGAGAAAAUGCUGCGUUGCGAAUGGUACCGCAAGUACGGCUCGCUGGUGAAGGCCAAGCAGAAGGCCAAGGCCGCAGCUCGGCUGCCCCUCAAACUGCCCACUCUCUACCCCAAGGCCCCACUUUCCCCGCCGCCUGCCCCCAAGGCAGUCCCUGUCACGGCCCCCAGCCUUGUCACAGAGGCGCCUCUGCAGUCAGAGAUGUACCCGGUGCUGCCCGCCACCCGGGCCCUGCUGUAUGAGGGCAUCUCCCACGACUUCCAAGGGCGCCACCGCUACCUCAGCACCCGGAAGCUGGACUUGCCAGAAACACGCUACCUCUUCCCCAUCACCACCAACUUCACCUACGGCUGGCAGCUGGGUCCCCCAGCCAAGCAAGAGCUGGUCUCCUGCAAAAUGUGCCGCAUCGAGUCAUUCUUCCGCAAGAAUGGGGCCUUUGCACUGCUUGACCCGCGGGACCUGGCCCUCUGACCUUGUGCCAGACACCGGGUCUUAGGACAAGGGAGAAGGAAUAAGAGUCUCCAGCUGGCGAAGCUCCCACACGUCUGAGUCUCCCUGGCUUGGGGAAGGGAGUCUAGGAGAAGGGAGGCUGCCUUUGAGCCUUUUGGAAGUCACCUCUAACCUGUAGGCUGCUGUUUU